This is a messenger RNA of Prorocentrum cordatum, 348 nucleotides long. The record is from the annotation of a GenBank genome assembly. Lineage: Eukaryota; Dinophyceae; Prorocentrales; Prorocentraceae.
GCAGCCGACGAGGCGGUCCACGAGGCAGCUGACGAGUCAGCCAACGAGGCUGCCGACGAGGCGGCAGACGAGGCAGCUAACGAGGCAUUCAACGAGGUAGCCGACGAGGCAGCCGACGAGGCAGCCAAUGAGGCAGCCAACGCGGCAGCCAACGAGGCAGGCGGCCGACCAGACAAACGACGAGGCAGCCAACAGGGCAUCCGACAAGGCAGCCAUCCAGCCAACCAGGCAACCGACGAGGCAGCCACCAAGGCAACUGAGCAGGCAACCAUCGAGUCGCCUCACCAGGUAACCCACAAUGCAGCCGACAAGGCAGCCGAUCAGGCAGCAAACGAGGCAGCCGACAAG